Messenger RNA from Ichthyophthirius multifiliis, 1565 nucleotides. Its product is annotated as thiol:disulfide interchange protein, putative. The record is from RefSeq and is a predicted model, not a curated record. The transcript is spliced from 6 exons. NCBI's taxonomy places the organism in Eukaryota, Ciliophora, Oligohymenophorea, Hymenostomatida. The annotation marks the transcript as partial.
AUUUUAAUUAAUAGCUAUAGAAUAAUAAUUAUUUAAUUAAUAAAUAUAUAAUGCAUAACCCUUCAUAAAAAUAGAAACAUUAGGCAUCUUUAGAACAAUUGCUUUCUAUACUAAAAGAAUCUCCUUUCAAAUACAAUAUUAAAUCCUAAGUGUAAAGAUAUUUCGAAAAAUAAAUCUAUGAAGAAAAUAGAUCAAUCGAAUGCUCUAUAAGACCCCAAAACGAAGAAGAAAAAAAUUAACUCAAAUAAUAUGAAAAAUAAAUUAAAUAAAUAUAUUUAUCAGACAAAGAAAAAUUCAUAUAAUUAUAAGAUUUUUCGUUUAAUUAAUCUCUUAAUGAAUCUCAUUUAUUUCCUUCUUAUUAAAAAAUAAAUGAUCUCAAAAAAAAUGAAGAAACAGAACUUAAACACAAAAACGGAGAAAUAUUAUUAUUAGAUGUAUGGGCAACAUGGUGUGGUCCUUGUUAAUAACCUAUGUAACAUAAUCAAGAAAUGCUAGAAAAAUAUGAAAAUUAAUGGAAAGAUAAUGUUAGAAUAGUUGGUGUGAGUGUAGAUGAUAAUAGAGAUGUAGUUCUUAAAAGAAUCGAUGAUAAAAAAUGGGAUAAAAUAGAACAUUUAAAGUUAAAUGGAUGGGAUGGAGAACAUCCUCUAUUAAAAGAUUUUUAAGUUAAUGGAAUUCCUUUUGUUUGCUUGGUAGGAAAAGAUGGAUAAAUUAUUUUUAAAGGACAUCCUUCUUCUAUUAAUUUAGAAGAUAAAAUCAAUUCUUUAUUAAAACAAGGAGAAUAAUAAGGAAAUUAAUAAUAAGAAAAUAAAUCUGAUGUUAUUGAUUUUAUAAAAUCAAUAAAUGAAGAUAUUAAAUACUUAACUAAUAUAUUUUUAUAAAUGCUUUUUAAUAACAAAGGAGAAUUCUAAAGAAAAUUCUAUGAAAAACCUCAAAUAAUAUACAGUAUUUUAAAAAAAGAUAAAUAACUAAUAGAAGAGAAUUUAUUAAAUAAACUUGUUGAAAAAAUAAAUAAAGAUAUAUUUGAAAUAAAAGAAGAUUUAAUAGAAACUUUAGAUAUUGAAUAAGGGGAAUAAUGCAAUUAUUGCCAAAAAAAACUCGAAAUUCCAUACUUUUAUAAUCAUUUUAAGAAAGAAUAUGUAUGUUAUUAGUGUGGAAAUGAAAAAGAUGAAAGUAAAUAAUUCAUUGAAUAAUUUAAAGUCCCUUAUAAUUUGAUUUUAAUAAAUACUCAUAAUCCUCUUUUAUUAAAAAAUAUCGAAGUUUAUAAAUUAGGUAAGAAUAUUUAGCCAGUAAUAGGUUAAGAUUAUUCUAAAGAAGUACAUGGAUAUGGUUGUAAUGGAGAUUGUUAAGUAAAUGAUAGAAAAACAAGAUUUAUUUGCUUAAAUUGUAGACCUGGACCUUAUAAAUCUGAUGGGUAUAUUGAUUAUUGUGAAAGUUGUGUUAAUAGACUUAUUAUUGAAAAGAAAUAAGAAUCUAUUUAAAGAGCUUUAGAAAGAGAUAAACAUAGUCCAGAACAUUUAUUAUUUAAGUUUUUAACUCCUUUUAAUAAAGGAUAUAAUAAAUAUUGA